AUGCCCUGGAAACCCCUACCUCGCAUUGCGUUCGCCGUUGCGGUCUAUCCCUUCCAGCCGUCGUCGCCCGCAGACCUUCCCCUCGAGCUCGGAGAUGAGCUCUACAUAAUCGAACAGGGCGGUGCCAGCGGCGAAUGGUAUCGAGGGUACCUGGUCGCGCCGCCCUCGCUGCUGGCCGGCCUGACGAGCAUUCGCGGACAGACGCUGGAGGCCCGUGUCUUCUCUGGAAUAUUCCCCAAGAACUGCGUCGAGGUUCGAGAAGUGCUCGGAGAUGCAGACGAGAGGCUGCGGGAGAGCACAGGGACGCUGCUCAAUGGCGAUUCGCGCUCAAUUGGUGCUGUGUCCCCCGAGAAUGGCCAGCCAGGAGACAUCAAGCCGACCUCCCGCGGCCUGGCUCCAGACGUCAAGGCAGCCCGCACUCUGUCUCCGCUGACCAUCCUCAAGUUGGAGGAGGAUGCGACCAAGCGACGGUCUGGCAUGUCGAUGCAGACGGGGCCUGUCGUCUCCCUCCCUCCUCCUCCGCGGCGGGACUCUAGCGGCGCAAAGCCGGCCGCUCCUGUGCCCAUGCUCAAGAUUGGAGACGAGACGCCUACCUCGAUGUCUGAACCGCUGGUCGACGAGAUCGCUUCCUGCCUACGUGAAUGGCACUCAACAAAUAUCCAUGGACUGCUCCUAGGGAGACAGUACGCUACGUUGGAGAGUAUGUCCAACAUUGUCCUCGAACUCGACCUCGCUCGACGGCAGCUCCUACACAACGUCCUGACCGCCCAGGAAAGGAAAUCGCUACGCGAGGAAACCGUCUGGAAUCUGGUUCGAGGGAACAAGAUGCUGAGCGGGGAUGUCAUCGUCCGCGAUCCUGCUCAGCGUGGCCGCCUGCUGACCGGAGAGGACUCGGCCAUUGAGCUGACCAAACUGCAGUCUGAAAUGAGCAUGCUUGACGGCAAGAUAACACAUCCAUCAGAUACGGUCUCCCUUCAUCAUCUUCUCUUCGAGCUCGAUGCAGUCACCGGCACCAUCUCGAGUCCAAUUGUCCUCGCAGUCAGUCUGUGUUUACAAUCUCCAGCCGGUGACGUCAAACCACUAUCUGAGACCUAUGCAUUAGACGUUCCCUCCGCAGAGAGCUUCUCAUCCCUCGCAGUCAGUGGGAAACUAAAGACCCUCUUCACCGAGCUAAGUGCUGCUGAUAUUGGAGAAAUAUCAGGCGCAGAUUCAAAGCUCUUCCUCGUUGUCAAGGUCCUCAGCUGGGAUGCGCCUCGAACGGUGCCUGUCCUCACGAAAUCCCACUCCUCCUCCGGGACCAACACUAACAAAGCGGGAGCCCAGUUUAGCACCGCAGGCAAGGGCAGCUUACGGGGUAGAAGGAGUAUGAUGUGGGGGCCCAAGGGUACCAAAGGUGGACAGCCCGUAGAUCCGACUGCAAAGGAGGCUGCUACCAACGCUCCACCUCAAUCGGGUGACGGGGCAGAUAAGGAGAAACAGACCGCGGUUCCUCCCAAGAAGAAAGACCCUGUCUGUCGUAUGGUCGGCGUAGGAGCAAUUGAAGUCGGCCCGUUAGUCAAGGCCGGCAAGGUCACAGAGCAGGCGUUCACCAUCUGGUCACCGCUAGGUGAGGAUGAAGAAGAGGAGGCAGUCACAGACGGUUUCCAUGAGAUCAUCCGUAGUCUUAUUUACAGUCCAACCGGACGCUAUACCCGGUCAUACCAGGCUGCACGGCUACACACUCACCUGUAUCCCUUUACCAGCACAGAUGCAGACGCCCUCGUCAAGAAGAACCCUACCCUCCUCCACAGCGUUACUCAGACCAGAAGGAUAGGCUUCCCUGGGGCGCCAACGAAGCCAAGGUCAGAUAUCUACGUUACCCUCUCACGAGCGAACAUCUCACGAGAUGCUCUCCUCUCGCACCCAGUCCACGGCCAGGUGCCUGUGCCACAAUCGACUGGCCUCCGAAACAUACAAUUAACCCUCGAAGUCCGUAACGCUGCUGGAGCUAGAGUGGAAAAGUGCAUCUGUCCCUCAUCCAAUGCUACUCCCGUCAUUGCCUGGAGAACAACCGUCACCGAGAGGCUUUCCGCCUGGAAUCAGACUAUCCGCCUGAGCAUCCCAGCCGACCAGGUACCCGGAUCCCACCUGAUUAUGAGCAUAGCAGAUGCCCCAGAGUUCCCGUUUGCACUGAGCUGGAUGCCUCUCUGGGACCAACAAGCGUUUAUCCGCGACGGACCUCAUUCCCUUUUACUCCAUGCGUAUGACAAGUCCACCUCAAGCAUUGAGAACGGAAAAGGAGCCUACUUAUCCCUACCCUGGAGUGCUCUUGGGAAGAAUGAAUCGACCAAGGACGAAGCUGUGACUGGACCUAUGGCAACCUUGGUCGUAGAGACCGACCUCUGCAGCACCGAAUAUUCACAGGACCAAGUCAUGCUCGGACUUCUCAAUUGGAAGGAGAAGCCUGCCUCCGAGCUUUUGGAGCUACUUCGGAGGCUCGUCUUCGUCCCAGAGAUCGAGAUAGUCAAGCAAUUAAGCAAUGUUUUCGAUGCAUUGUUUGGUAUAAUCGUCGAGCACUCCGGACAUGACGAGUUCGAGGACCUGGUGUUCACUGAUAUCGUCACUGUACUCGGUAUUCUACAUGACCGUCGCUUUAACCUUGGACCACUGGUUGAUCAAUAUGCCAAAGAACAGUUCAACUUCCCAUUUGCUACUCCAUGCCUGAUAAGAAGUUACUGCCGUCUACUUCAGGCGACACCCGACUCUCAACAGUCCCGCAAUCUCCGUGCUGCAUUCAAGGUUGGAAGGCAUAUUCUAAAGUUCAUAAUCAAUGCUCGAGAACAGCAAAAGGCAAAGGAAGAAGGAAUCGGUAUCACAAACAUCCAAUCAACCUUCAACCGUGACUUAACCUUCAUCUUCAAAUCUGUGGAAGCAUUGAUGCAAAAUCCCGCACCGAUACUCGUUGGAAGCAAGACUCUCGUUGUCCAGCAUUUCCAUACCUGGCUGCCUGAGCUAUCUAGUGCGCUUACCAAGGAAGAAAUUAUCGACAUUGCCUUGAGCUUUAUGGAUUCGUGCAAGGGCGUCAAAGGCAUGCUUAUUCUCUAUAAACUUGUUCUAAUCCAGAACUACUUCCAGCUCUCACCAUUUGCCGAGCAAAAGGAGAGGAGAAUGCUUUAUGCGCGAUGUGCCGAGUGGCUUGACCCUUACUGGGGAGCCGUGUCAGAAGUUACAGACCAAUACAGAGACCAGGUCCGACUAUGCUCGUCUAUCGUUGCAGAGCAGCUUAAGAACCCAGAACCAGAGCUUUUCGAGUACAUGCCCAAGGUCAUGGCGUCAUACUGUGCCAUUGCAGCAGACGGUGUCGAAGAAUCAAACUGGCUUUCACUCCUAUUCAGCAAGUCAUUCCCAUUCCAGCUGAAGCAGUCAAAGACGAACCAGAAAUUCGAUGAAGCCCUUCUCGAGCUUUCUGCUCUCACGGCUGCAUUAUCCGCUAUACCCGACCCGGUGGAGUUGAUUAUGGAACCAGAUGAGAUGGCUAUUUUCUUAACCCGUGCAUUCACCACUCACAUUUCAAUUCUUGACUGUGUUCCCUACCCUGCAACUUGGUUAAGUUUGCGUAUUUAUCAUCAUCGCUCUGUGGUGAAAAGCUUGGAACAUUGGUCUGCAAUGCUUAUCAAAUCGUUCCUCCCGCCCGUCGAAGAGGCUGACACGUUUGACAUGGAGUUAUGGAGACUUUUCUUCGCUACCAUAUUAAAGUUGGUAUCAAGUGACGCUCUUGCUUUGGAAACCUUCCCUGAGCAAAAACGACGUGCUGUGUGGAAAAUCGCUGGCGAUGUCCGUGAACAUGGCGCUGAGCUUUUGCGUACGACUUGGAAGGCCAUUGGCUGGGAGACUACUCCUGAAGAACGUGACCGGUUUGGCUUGGAUAGAUUAGGAGGAUAUCAAGUCCAAUAUGUUCCUAGCCUUGUGCCUCCGAUUAUUGAACUUUGCCUGAGCGUCCAUGAGGGACCUCGACGGGUUGCUGUUGAAAUAUUGCAGACUAUGCUUGUUAGCGAGUGGCAAUUGAAUGAGGACUUAGCUAUGAUCGAAGCUGAGAUAAUAUCCAGUUUGGACGAGACGUUUAAGACAAGGAACUUCUCUGAAAGCAUCACCCAGAAGCUGUUCAUGACUGAGUUGAUGGAACUCUUUGACUCGAAAUCCGAGACUCUUGACUCUGAACUUAUGGUAGCAUUGAAGGAACUGGUAGCUACUGUCGACGAACUACUUGACCUCCUGGCCGCAGCGCACUCCGGUAAUAUUUCGGAAAGUUUGAAUACACUGAAGCUAAUGGAGUUCAUGAAAGAUAUGGACAAGGAGGACAUCUUCAUUCGCUAUGUGCAUGAGCUUGCUAAGGGACAAGUCGCUGCCCGGAAUUUCACCGAAGCUGGUCUUGCACUUCAAUUCCAUGCAGACCUCUACCAUUGGGAUUCCUCACAGCUUCUUCCAGCCCUUACAAUCCCCGAAUUCCCAGAACAAAGUUCCUUUGAUCGAAAGGAGGCUUUGUAUUUCCAAAUCAUUCAGCAUUUCGAAGACGGGAAGGCUUGGUCACAUGCUCUUGCAUGUUAUAGGGAGCUUGCAGACCAAUAUGAGCAUACCACUCUGGACUUUGCCAAACUUUCAAGGACGCAGACCUCUAUGGCUAGGAUUUAUGACUCCAUUGUCAGAGAUGAUAUUCAGGUCGCGAGAUACUUCCGUGUCACUUUCAAGGGUCUUGGGUUCCCGGCUACUAUAAGGGACAAGCAAUAUAUUUUCGAAGGACACCCAACAGACCGAUUGGCUAGCUUUACAGACAGAUUGCAGAAGGAAUACCCUGCCGCUCAGCUUAUUACGUCUGGGGAAAUUGAAGAUUUGGAGGGCCAGUUCCUUCGGGUAUCCGCCGUUAGCAUUCAUCGGGACAUGAACCAUCCAGUUUAUCAACGAACUAAGGUUCCACAGUCUGUUAGAGACCACCUCUUGACCUCGAUACCUGCACAAUUCUCAGUUACGUCUAAGAAACACCUGAGUGGCAACAAUGUCAAGAGACAGUGGGUUGAGAAGAAUAUCUACACCGUCGCCGAACCAUUCCCCAAUAUUCUUAGGCGUAGUGAGAUAGUUGCAACUGACGAGGUUGCUCUGACCCCCUUGCAGACUGCUAUUGAAAGGACAUGGCGCAAGACCCAGGAACUUAUCAUUCUUGAAAGGAGAGCAACGUCGAACCCGGAUGCGAAUCUCACUGCAGUAGCCGAACUCAUUCGACAACUUGUUGAUGUUGAAGCCCAGCCGUCGACUUGUGCGGCGCUCUACCGCCAAUUCCUUCAAGAAGACUAUGACCCUGAUGUGCCAACUGAGAACGGUGAAGUAGAUGGGCCAGUACACCCAAACCACCCGCUCAGAAAUGCCCUUGCAGCCGCCCUGAUAGAGCAUGCAUUGGCGAUCAAGCGUUGUCUCAUGCUAUUCAACCUUCGACCGUCAUAUCAAUCCGACCAGAUGGAGCUAAUUCGCCAAUUUGAAUCUAUCUUCUCACAAGAGCUUGCAACCUUUAUACCCAUAGCUGGACAAUAUCAAGAUGAUGGCCUUCCGACCUUUGGUCGAUUUGAUCCUUUCGCAAAUAGCCAAGCAUCCCAAUUACAAGAUAUCCAAGGCGAAGGUCAACAGAAACCCGCGCUUUCGAGAUCGUUGUCCAAUGCAGUAUCCGAAGCUCCCAGCCGUCGAUUAAGCCUUAACCCGUUCAGACGUUCGCACCAUGGGCCUUCUAACUCAGUGACAACUAUAACGCGAGAGACAAUACGGUCCAACGGUAGCCUGAGGAAUCAAUCCAUCAGCGAGGGAAUGAAGCUCAACGGCACCACUAUGGUAAACGAACCACUCAGAGAAGGUACCUCGUCUAGCAACAAAACAGAUGCAAAUGAUAGAAAAGGCAGUCAUUCAACUCAAGGCAAGGCAGAAGGUGCUCCAAAACGCCGCAGCUGGUUCGGAAACGGCAGCACCACCAGUAGUAAUAACGGAAAUGCUACUGAAGCAAAGCCUAACGGUACAGCCACCCAGUCCACGGAAGAUAUCAAAACAACGCAACAGCGAAUCAUCGAAAGGGCAAAAGCAGCUCGCAAACAGAACGGAACGACUUACUCCACUAUUCCCCAGACCCGGCCGUCGACCAACGGCAGCAACCGAACAGGUAUAUCUGCGCGUUCAGGGGGUCCGCGGUCCCCAAUUAGCCCAAUAACAAACAAUUCAGCCGGAAGUAGCAACAUGAGUGCAUCGGCAGUGCGGGAGUCCGUCAUGAGACGACUCAGUCUCUUGAAGUCAGGUCGAAAAGCCAGCCGUGCCAAUUUCAGAGAAGGCGGCGCAAUGGGCGGAGCAGUGACGGAAGAAUAG
Nannizzia gypsea CBS 118893 is the source of this 6372-nucleotide messenger RNA. RefSeq lists its product as hypothetical. Bases 1 to 6372 code for a protein of 2123 amino acids. Gene Ontology annotation, biological process: small GTPase-mediated signal transduction. The transcript has a single exon. Lineage: Eukaryota; Fungi; Ascomycota; Eurotiomycetes; Onygenales; Arthrodermataceae. Gene Ontology annotation, molecular function: small GTPase binding; guanyl-nucleotide exchange factor activity. Gene Ontology annotation, cellular component: cytoplasm; plasma membrane. The record is from RefSeq and is a predicted model, not a curated record.